GUAUUUAUUGGGAGAGUUCAGUAGCUCGUAUAUUGGGAUGCAGAGGAGUGGGGUUUAUUUACAAAAAUCAGCUGUUUUGCUUCCUCAAAAGCACAUUUCUUCUAUUUACUUGUCCGCAGUGGUUUUGUGAUUUUUUUGGUCACAUAUAGAAGAUGUGGGGAACAUAAAAUCUCUCAAUUUAGCAAAGAUAAAGUCAAAUACUGUGGUGGAACAUUUUUAUCUUGCCUUAUUGUUUGUGCCCGCGUUUCAUUGCGCACACUUUUGCUCAAUGUUUCAGUUCUCAAUUGUGUUUCCCAAUUGCAACAUAGUUGUAAAAGUCACACGGUUUAAUAUUGUCUAAGUGUUAAUUGAUAUUGAGUGUAGUGCUUAUGAUAGACACUAGAGAGUUGUUUUAUGUGGUAUAUCUCCUUUCUAAAAUUCUGGGAGAUAUUUGGGAGUGACGCAGCAAAAGUGGGGAGAUUCACAUUUGGAGGAGAUUGACGCCCACAGCCAGAUGAAUUCACUGGAAGUGACAAGGACGCACUUUGUGCCUCCGCAAGAGACGACACAUGAAGCAGCAGAGGAGAAUCUCCUGGAAACAAUUGCUGCAGACAAUGCAGAAUCACUCACUCUUGAAACAAAGACCCAUCACUUUAAAGCCAUCACAUGGAUGGAGGCAUUCCCACAAAUUUUGGCAAGUUGUUUGGUCUACUUAACUGUGAUUCAGGCAGGGAUCAAUAUGGCUUACUCGGCCAUCCUUCUACCUCAACUUUCUGAGCCAGAAAGUCCAAUUGUCGUGACAAAGGAUGAGGCUUCAUGGAUUGCCAGUUUGGUGACAAUUUCCCUACCAGUGGGCUCCAUUGCAGCUGGUCCCAUUAUGGACAAAGUGGGACGCAAAAAACUCUCCCUGUACUGCUGUUUCCCCUUUAUGUUGGCAUGGAUUUUAAUUGCCAGCGCUGAAAAUGUAUUGACCAUCUAUGUGGCUCGAGUUCUUGCCGGAAUGGCUGGCGGAUUAACCACCGUAGCCCUAGUUUAUGUCUCAGAAAUCAGCCAUCCGAUGUUCAGACCAAUGCUCUUAGGACUCAACAGUGUCUUCGUAUCUCUUGGUAUUUUACUGACUUGCUUCCUGGGACAGUUUUUCCAGUGGCGUACAAUAGCAUGUAUCUUCGGUGGACUGAGCUUUCUAACGCUCUGUGCCAUCUUAAUUGUUCCCGAAUCUACCUACUGGAUCGUCACAUUCCGACCCAAGAUGUUUGCCGAAGCAAAAACAUCCCUCCGCUGGCUCUACAGGAAAUCUAGUACUUAUGAAUCUCAGGUACAGGAACUCGCCAUGAGGAGUUACGUGAAACACUCCAACAUGAAUCAGCCUGAUCAAUCUAUGGGCUAUUUCUGCAGGCAAAAGCACGUUUAUAAGCCCUUCAUUAUCCUUCUCAUUUUGUUUGUUUUUCAACAACUCUCCGGAGCUUAUGUAAUAAUAUUCUAUGCUGUGAAUCUUUUCCUCAAGAUUGGAGGUCAAUUUGGGGAUCAGAUCAAUGAAUAUGGAGCCCUUAUGUUACUUGGAGUCAUUAGAUUUGUGGUAUCUUGCAUGAGUUCAGGUCUUGCUCGAAAGUUUGGAAGGAGAACUCUAAUGAGUGUCUCAGGAUGUGGAAUGGGAAUUUUUACCAUGAUUGCUGGCCUCUACAUGUGCUUCAGCGAUCUCAAGGAGGCAUCCGUUUUUGCUGGAGCUGGAACAACAACCAUAGCUCCAGUUCCUAAUCAAAUGGACGGUAAAGUCCUCUUGAUAUGUAUUCUGGGCUAUGUGUCAUUCAGUGCUCUGGGAUAUCUAGUUAUUCCUUGGACACUAAUUGGAGAAAUUCUUCCAACGGAAGUUAAGGGUAAAUUGGGCGGAAUCAUCAUCUCAAUGGCCUAUGUGAUGAUGUUCGGAGUCGUUAAGGCUUUUCCUUAUACAAUUGACUGGGUAGGUGCUCAGGGAGUUUUCUACAUCUUCGCCGUAACGAGUUUCCUAGGUGUUGUCUAUGUUUAUAUUUUACUACCGGAAACUUUUGGAAAGAGUUUUGACGAAAUUGCCAACUACUUUAAAGGUUCACCUCGACGAUAGAACGUCUUCCAAAGAUAAUAUUAGUCACAAUUUUAUAGAAAAGUUUUUUUUUUAAAUAGCAGACAAUAACCAAACGAUAUCAUUUUGUGAUGGAAUUUUUGUUAUUAAACGUAUUUGUCUAA
Molecule: messenger RNA, 2199 nt
Organism: Phlebotomus papatasi
Lineage: Eukaryota; Metazoa; Arthropoda; Insecta; Diptera; Psychodidae
Product: facilitated trehalose transporter Tret1-like
Exons: 5
Coding region: 494-2077 (527 amino acids)
Biological process (GO): transmembrane transport
Cellular component (GO): membrane
Molecular function (GO): transmembrane transporter activity
Source: RefSeq, a predicted model, not a curated record